Messenger RNA from Gekko japonicus, 4080 nucleotides. RefSeq lists its product as uncharacterized. Lineage: Eukaryota; Metazoa; Chordata; Lepidosauria; Squamata; Gekkonidae. The record is from RefSeq and is a predicted model, not a curated record. Gene Ontology annotation, molecular function: GTP binding. The transcript is spliced from 6 exons. The coding region runs from base 1 to 4080 and encodes 1359 amino acids.
AUGGAUGGUCCUGUAGAUCUCAGGAGGGAAACUGAAAUCCAAAGUGCUGCGGUGUUGCUGAUGAGUGGGGCUGAGAAGUUGGGUCCAGCCAUGAUCCCAGAGAGGGGAGAUGAAGUUGAAAGUCUGGAUCCUUCUGUGUCCCCAGAGGCAGGAAAGGAAGCUGAGAAGCCAGACGCUGUUCCAGGGCCUUCAGGAACAAAAAGCAGCACUGAGAAGCCAGAUGUUUUCUCCUCCACUCAGGGGGAUGGAGUGAAGAAUCAGGAUGCCACUGAGGAUGCAAAUGGGACGGAGAAACCAGGCUGCUCAAGUCUACAGCAAACACCUGAAGUCCAGCAAGAAGCACAGCAAGAGGAGGAACGCCCUAUCAAAGAAAGAAGAAAAGCGCUUCAGGACAUGCUCACAACGUUAAACUUGGAGAAGAAUCGAGGCAAGAAAUUCUCCCUGCAAGAAGUCCUAGAAAUCGGGUCAGAGAGUCUCAAGGAAUGCACUCCCCGUGCAACGGAAGACUUGCCGUGGCAUUUUCUGAGGAAGGUCUUGGCUCUGAACGUGACAGCCAGGAGCACAAGCCUGAGGAAGGGGACAUCUGAUGGUCAGCAGACAAGAAAAGAAGAGGGGGAAUACAGAAUUGAUGAGAGUAUUUUCUGUACAGUCAGGAUGGAUGAAAGAGUUUCUGUGAACCCCCUUGAUGUCCUUUGUGCUGUUCUGCUCUGUUCAGACAGUUUCCUCCAGCAGGAGAUCCUUUCCAAAAUGUCCAUGUGCCAGUUUGCCUUGCCUUUACUUCUGCCUCCUUUGGAGACAUCCCACUGCACCCUGAUGUUGUGGGCCAUGAGGGACAUUGUGAAAAGAUGGAGGCCCCAUUCCCUGGCUGACAGCAGGGGCUUUAGAGAGGAGAGUCUGGUGCUCACGCCCAUGCCAACCAUCUCUUUUGUGCGAAUGGAAGGUUUGAGUCUCUCUAAGUCCAGACUCCUGAAUGAGUUUCUCAGUCCCUCCCAACACCACCAUGAUUUCUUCAUACACCGAGACAUGGAGGGUGGGAACAUCCCUCGGGAAAUCGCUGAUGGGCUCGUAGAGAUAGCCUGGUAUUUCCCAGGAGGGCAGAAGAGUUCCGAUCUCUUCCCAGAACCAGUAGCAGUUGCAAAUCUUCAUGGAGGCAUUGAAUCACACCAGGUGCAGUUUAGAUUUUUAUCCGAGGUAUCUUCAGCUGUAUUUAUAUUUGCCGAAUGUAUUAGCGAAAGAGAAUAUACCUUCUUAUCAUCACUGAAGGAAUUGUCAACCGAGUAUUACUUUAUCUUGGAAAGUCACAGCAGAAAGUUCAGUGAAACUUCGGAUUUCUUAAAAGAUUUGGCUCAGGUGCUUAAACUCAGCAAAUCACAUAUACUAUUAAAAGCAGCCAAGACUAACACAGUAAAAAUUGUAGAAGAGCUACGAUCUACCAUCCGAAGAAUAAUCAGUGCUGAUCCUAAGAGGGUGACUAUCGAUGAUAUGGCUGCGGUGGCCCGAGAGAUUUCAAUCCACGUAGAUGAAGACUGCCAAGAAUGUCAGGAUGCUCACAGAUGUACGUUAAAAAUCACAGACGAUGUAAAGGAUGUAGCACUGUACAAGAAAGAAGUGCUGAAACUCCAAGGUGAUCUAUGGAAAACCUUGGCAAGAGUAGAGAAAGAACUGUGCAGGAUGGAAAGACAAGGAGACACACCUUCAGAAAAGUACAGAUCUGAACUAAAAGGCAAAUUGAUGCUCCUGCGUCAACAGCAAAAUGAGUGUGAUCCCACUAUUGGUUUGAUAAAUUUCAUCCAUGGCAUUGAAGAUUCAAAGUCAGCAAAAAAGUAUUACUUCUUAAAAUGGAUGAAGUUUAACUUGGAUUACAUUGCUAGGGCCAACCUUUCACAGUUACGUGCUGAGUAUAAGGAGAAAUGCAAGAUGUUGGGAAAUGACGCUCAGAAGAUAGCAGAGGUAGACCAGCUGAUUUCUUCUUCCUCCUUGGGUGUUGAGCAUUUCAUGAGAGAGCUGGGUCAGUUUUAUGAAGCAGAAUGUUUGAUGGACAGAGAAGGCAAAUUAUCUAAAAACGGAAGGCAGUUUGCCCACAUCAUGGAUUAUGACCCAGAAAUACACAACUGGUACAUUCCAGGCCUGUGGCAUGGAGUCCCACCUAUGGCUUCAGUCAACCGGGGCUACAGUGAAAAGGUCUUUGAGUUAAAGAAGUACCUGUUUCAAUUCUUAAGGGACCGUUCCAUUAAAAAGAGUCCCAAAGACAUCCCUCAAUUUAUCGAGUGGAUUAAGAGUCUCUGGAAUGCCGUGAAGCAUGAGAACUUCAUCUUCAGCUUCCGAAACAGCCUCAUAGCGGAAGCUUAUAACCAGCUGUCUGCAAAAUACUCUGAAUGGGACUGGGGCUUCCGCAGGGAGAUGCACCUCUGGGUGUCUGAGCAGGAAACUCUGAUACAGAACACUUCCCCUGAUGAACUUGACUCCUUGAACUGGCAAAAUGAGCUUCAACAGAAAUUGUUAUAUGGAGAACAAGAGAUCUUGGAGGGUCUGGACAAAUACUUCAAAAAUGGCGCAGGAAAUCUGCAUAGGGUGGAAGAAUACAGAGAAGAUUUUGUGAGGAGCACCAACAGCCUCAAGCGCGAACUUGAAAGUUAUUCUUACAAUAAAUGUAACGAUGCUAUUCAUAUUAAAAAGGGACGGUGCAAGAUUAAUACUCUUCAAGCAGAAUUCUUUAAAGUAAUUGAAGGAAAGGUUGACAGGCUUCUUGAAGGUUGCAGGAAAGAUGAGCGCCGAUUGGCUGAUGAAGAGCUGAGAAGAGAGUUUGAAAGAAUGUGGACAGAAACAUUGUCAGAAAUAUCCCUUGGUCCCCUAGAGAGACAGCAAAUCUAUUCAGAUAUUGAAUUGUGUUUGAGGAAGGACUUGUCCCAUCGUGGAAGCUCAGUCAACCUAAAAGUGCAAGCAGCAAAAAGUUUGUUAAGCUACAGGAUGAACACCUUUCAGAUGAAAGCAGAGUAUAUAAAUCCUUCGUUCUUGGACCGUGUGAAGAGCAUGUUUUCUAAAAAGGUGCAUUUGUGUAAAGCUGAAAAACUUGCUAAGUCAUUGAUGUCCAAAUGUAUGCAGACCAUUAAUGAAAAAGCCAAUUCCAGAGGGGAUUAUCAUGAAACUUAUAGUGGAGAACUUUUGCAUAUCAUCAAUCAAAUGCUUCAGCAGGGUGAGGUUCAAAAGCAUCAUACAUCACCUUCCUUUGAAGUGGACCUGAAGCUUCACAUUUUGGGAGAAGCAGCUCAUGUAUUUCAGAAGUUGCAUGAAGAUUUCAUUAAUGAAAAUGAUCCCCAGGUAUGCCUGGAGAAACUGAAACCUCAGUAUUUCUCCACUUUCACAGAUCUUUAUCUGGAAAAAGAUGCCCAUCAAACCAGGGCUAAGAAUUUCUGUGACUAUUAUCUGCAUCCUGCCCUGAUGGAUUAUGUCAACAGAAAACUUGGGAUAGCAAUAGUGGACGACAUUCUGAAUGGUAAGCAGUCCAUGGGAUAUGCCAGCCGGAGCUUCUUCCAGUUUACAGUUCUGAAGGAGCUGUUGGAAGAGAGAAAUGUCAACAGUUACGUGAGAUAUAUUAGAUCCUAUGAAGAAUUUGUGAAGAGCUGGAUUAUGAGACAAAUACUAGGGCACUAUGCAGACAAACAGUCUCUGAAGAACCUGGAGAAGGACAUUCUCUCUGUAAUAGUAAAGAAAAUUGUGGACAUGCUAGAGAACUUGAAGCAUAAAGGUGUUCAAAUGAUAUCAGAAUUUUUGAAAUUAUUUUGCAAAGAAAUGCAGAAGGAGCUAGUAAUUUCUAAGGACAGCCUGGUGGGAAUACAAUUUAAGAACAUGUCUGAUCCUGGGCAAUUUUCUUUCUGUGUUGAAAAUUUUCUUCCAAAUUUGGAAAAACAAAUACUAUCUGAUUUCGAUGUCUUGAGUAUCAAAUCCAAACUUUCCAAACUGCCCGUGAAGCCCCAGAAUGAGAUUUUCAAGCGAGUGUUUGGCUGUGGGAAGCAGUGCCCCUUCUGCCAAGUUGUCAGUCAUACCUUUGUUUCUAAGAUGGGCGCCAAGUCAACAUCCUAG